AUGGUUAACAAAAAGUCGUCCCUCACAAUGCUCAGCCAUAUAGAGCAGGACCCAGCUCACCAUCUCGCUGGUCCUUUCUUGCCACAAACUCCUAUAGGCUCUCUCACACCAGAGAGGAGCAAUUCUCCCGAUGUCAGACGACGACACCAACCGCGCGCUGUAAAUCCUUUCCUCCGUUGGGCUGUAGUUCCAGUGGCCUCAUUAAAGGUGCUCCUUGUACCAAUCAUCCUCUAUGUCAACUGGCAGCUCGUAUCUCCCAUCCUCGCUCAGCUCAUUCCCCAAGGAAACACCUACCUCUCCUCCGACUUUUUUAAUCCAUUCGCCCGAUUCUUCCUCCUUUCACAUCCUGUUCCUUCCUUGAACGAGGAGAGUCCACGCUACCAGAAAGGCUGGUCCGACCUCCUUUUCAUCGCGUAUUAUGUGGUAUUCUGGUCAUUGAUACGUCAAAGUCUAUCUAUCUACUUGCUAAAACCUAUGGCGCGUUAUUAUGGUAUUAAAAGGGAACAGAAACUGGACCGAUUCGCAGAGCAGGGAUAUGCCGUGGUAUACUUCGCUGUCAUGGGUGCUUGGGGAUAUCGCAUUAUGGGCCAACUUCCUACUUGGUGGUAUCGUACCGAAGCAUUUUGGAUAGACUACCCCCACUGGGAUAUGAAGCCGGAACUAAAACGAUACUAUCUCAUGCAGAUGGCGUACUGGGUUCAGCAACUUUUGGUACUUGUCCUAGGCUUGGAGAAGCCACGUAAGGACUACUAUGAACUUGUGGCUCAUCAUAUUGUCACUAUAUGGCUCGUCGGCUGGAGUUAUCUCAUCAACCUUACCCUCAUCGGAAACGCCGUAUACAUGAGCAUGGAUAUCCCAGACACGUUCCUAGCUUUUUCGAAAAUACUCAAUUACCUUCAGGCAGAACGCGCCAAAAUCGUCUCUUUCGUUGUUUUCACCUUCGUCUGGACAUAUUUCCGCCACAUCCUCAAUUUCUAUAUACUCUACUCAGUGUGGUUCGAGUAUGAUCUAACUCCUGAAUCAUCGAAAGUAUGGAUAUGGGCCGAUGGAACCUACCUUAACUGGUGGAUGAAAUAUCAGGUCUUUGCGCCGUUGCUUUUGCUUCAAUUCUUGAACCUCUUCUGGUACUUCUUGAUUAUGCGUAUUGCCUACCGAGCAAUGACUAGCAACGAGGUAUCCGAUGAACGUUCCGACGACGAGGAUGAUGGAGAAGCUGAGGAUGAUGAAGAGGACACAGUCGUUUCUCGUUCCAAAAAGGAUGACUAA
Messenger RNA from Lentinula edodes (shiitake mushroom), 1266 nucleotides. Its product is annotated as longevity assurance proteins LAG1/LAC1. Gene Ontology annotation, biological process: ceramide biosynthetic process. Gene Ontology annotation, molecular function: sphingosine N-acyltransferase activity. The transcript has 10 exons. Gene Ontology annotation, cellular component: membrane. NCBI's taxonomy places the organism in Eukaryota, Fungi, Basidiomycota, Agaricomycetes, Agaricales, Omphalotaceae. The record is from RefSeq and is a predicted model, not a curated record. Bases 1 to 1266 code for a protein of 421 amino acids.